AUUUGUAAAAUGGUACUGAAAGUUUGCACCCCUAUCCGAUUAAUCUAAAAAAUAAUUGGCCAACUAAUCGAUUAUGAAAAUAAUCAUUAGUUGCAGCUCUAGUGCAAGUUGUUACUUUAAUAAAAUGUAUGCUACAAGUUUUUUUUUUCCACUAUAGGAAAAUGUGCAGAUAUCAGAUAUAGUACACAACUUGAUUUUGAGAAAGAGAUCAGUGAAAUUAAUUUGGUCUCUUUGAUUGGGGUAAAGGAAUCUCUAAUGUCACACUAAUGAUUUGGUCAUAUUGGUCUCUGUAUCAAAUUGCAUUGCAACUUUAAAUUAAUAUUCUUAAUUUUCUGUCUAAUGUUCAAUGAUCAUCACUCAUAAUGAAUGGAGCUUUUCAGGCAUUUUGUACAAAAUAGGCAUAACAGUGGAUGAAUGUUACAAUAGGGACCUAAAAUCAAAUUGGCAAAAAAGUGUUCCACUUUGAGAAAGAACUUAAAUGGCCCUACUGGAUACUACUAGACACUCAAUGCCAAAGCAUACUUCUGAGUCCUGACCACUGCUUUCAAGUGGCACUUCCACUUGUGUAAUUUGGUGGCCAUAUUGCCAGUAACACACACAAUUUAUACAAUUCAUACAGCAAAGUGUGAGCCUAAAAUAGAUGGCACAGGAUAUCCUAAGAAACACACACCCAGUGUCACACUUCCCCUUCAACUUGUAAUUCAUUUGUAUAGCACAAUGAUAGGCAAAAAUAUAUUAUAUCAAUUUAGGGUGUAGGACGACCAUAAUCUGGGGUUUUUGCUGUGAGAGUACUGUAAAUAACACCAGUGAAAGUAAAUAAUGUAUUGACCCAGGCAGAGGCAGUUAUGGACACUAGCACAGAGUAUUUUAAUAAAAGAACAGGCAAACAUCAGAAAAAGAAGACAAUAAACAAAGCAAGAGGGAAUGGCAAUACUAAGCUAGGAAUAGACAGUUGAGGAAUAGGCACCAGUGGAUACAACAAAACUAAACAUGGAGAAAACCAAAAUAUUUUAAGUGCUGUGAAUAGCUGGGCUAAAUGCAAAUGCUAAUCAUACAGCAAUAAUGGAACACAUAACAGAUGAGUCAAAGACUUAGCAAGGCAACAAGCACAUGGGGAGGUGCAAAGCUUCACAAGGAAAAGCUGAGAAGAUGUGGCUUAUAUAGUAUACACUCUGGUAAUGAGCCCAGCAGCAGGUGUCAGUACUCAGAAGAGGUGAAGUGCUGGGUACAUGCUGCCAGGGACAGAUUCGUGACAAAUAAUAAAUGCUUUGAUGCUAAAUCAAAGUCUCCCUGAUGGUUGCAUUAUCAGCUACAACAGUGUUCAAUUCAGUUUAAUUCUAUUUUAUUUGUAUAGUGCUUUUAACAACAUAUAUUGCCACAAGGCAGCUUUAUAAAAAAUCUGUGUUUAGAACCAUAUUUAUCCAAGUGAAUCCAUCCACACUGCAGCAGUGAGUGAGGCACACAUGUGAAAAUUCCAAACAGAAGAUGUAUCUGAAUUAGGCACGAGACAGGAUAUUAGUGUCUUGAAUAUUGAGGUACAAAAUACUGUCAAAUUUGCUGUGCGCAUUUCAAUUUAAUCUUCAUUAUGUGUUCUACCUCUUCGUAUGCACGAACCACCAGAGGUAGUACUAUACAGUGACUAUUAUUGCUCCCUUUGUAUGCUGUCAUGGCAUGCAGGCCAGAAGAAUUCUGUUGUGAUCUUUACCAAAAGAUGGACGGGGACAGCUUGUAACAGUCCUUUUAUGCUGAGUAGCAAUGGUCAACUCACCACAUGUGGGAAAAUCAAUGUGUUGAUAAAAUUUAGGGAGAACUUUUUUCAUGUUCGCCCUGUUGAAAUCCCCAAUGGCAAUAAAUGCAGCCUCGGGAUAUGAAUUCUCAAGUUUGUUUAUUGUGCAGAGACAGUCUAGUGCAUGUGCUUUGUCUUCUUGAGGUGGGAUGUAAACACAGGCUAGAAUGACCAAGUUGAAUUCCCUGGAGAGGUAGAAGGGGCGAACUUUGAUGGUCAAAAGUUUCAGGUUUGGACAGCAGUAGUUUGCUUAAACAAAGUGUCAGUGCCCAAAUGAAUGUUGACCAAGAAACAUAUUACUGCACCUCUAGUUUUCCCCGUUUUUCCCUGAAUCUGAUGUUCAGUCAGGAACUAUUGUGUUGAGCCAUGUCUCAGUGAAAGACCGUACAUUACAUUCAAUGAUGUCACAGUGAAAUUUAAUUCUCCUGUACAAAUAGUUUGUUAUCCAGUCACUGGAUAUUGGUUAGUAGAAUGCUGGGUAGAGUAGGGUUGGAAUAUCUAUUUCUAAUUGGGCACCGUAUGCCAGCAGAUUUACCACUCUUGGUCCUGUUGCCAUGGAGAACUGCCCAUGAAGUUUCAAAAUGAAGUUGUUAAGAUGAAAAAAAUGGAGAAGGUUAUUAAAACAUCGGCAAAACUUUGAAUUUUCUUAGGAGAACUGUGAAAUCCAUUAUAACAAAGGAAAAAAAUAUGGUACAUCCCAGACCAAUAUCAUGGCAAAUGGACUGAAUGGGGGGCAGAGCUCAUAGGAGAACAUGUUCAGAGCCUCUUCACAGAGCCAGCCUCAAUGGAAGAGUGGCCACAAGGAAGCAGCUUCUGAGAAAUGUUAGAAAAUGCCAUUUGGUCUAAAGCCAAAGCACAAUGUUACAGCCCAACACUAAAGUAACACCAUUCCCAUGAUCAAGCAUGUUGGAGGUGGCAUCAUGCUUUAGUGUUGCUUUUCAGCAGGAGAAACUGGAAAGCUUGUGGCUAUCACAAGCAACAUGAAUGGAGCCAAAUUUAAGCAAGCUGAGAAGAACCUGUUCCAGUCAAAUCUAUAAUUGCUACAAAAGGACAAUUCAAACUGAGGGGUGAAUACUUUCAAUUAAUCAGAUUUUAGAUAUUGUACAUUCAAAUAAUUCUUUGGAAUUUAUUUAAUUUUGUUUGUGUAGAGAGUCAUUUUAUAAGGAGCUGAAAGAAUCUCAUACUGAUAUGCUUAAAUUUGAUGUUGCAAUACACCAAAAAGGGAAGCAAUCAUGGGGGGGUACUUUCUGGAGGAUGUGUAUAUACUUUAAAAGAUCAAGCUAUGAAGACAAUUGGGGCAGAAUUUCAAAUUCUACCAAGAAAGCUAGCUAAAUAACAUUACAUGCUCCAAACCAAGCAACAACUCUUACCUAGCUGCUAGAUUGCCAAACGGAUGUUGAGCUAGCGUUACAUUAAUUUAUAACUUAGCUUAUUGUUGUCAUCCUUAAUUAUCUUGUUAUUAGGUUAUCUCUACUACUUACCACAACUCUGCUUCCUCUGUUCCUCAGGUAAGGUAAGUUCUCUUCAUUUUGAAGAGGGUGACAAUUCAAAAUAAGUCCAACAUGCAAGCAAGAUGGGGCUCCCUUUCUGGAAUUUCCUGAUAGUGUGUUGUACAUUAUCCAUCAGAGGUUUUGAGGAAGUUCUGCACAUUGAGAUUUAACAUUUUCAUGGGCUUAGUGUUAGCUUUACGGUGACCCCGUAAUGAGUUUAAUCCAUUUUGGAAUAAGGCUGUAACAUAACAAAAUGUGGAAAAAGGGAAGCGCUGUGAAUACUUUCCGGAUGCACUGUAAGUCAGUAUCAAUGUCAGACUUAAAAGUCUAUAUAUGAAUGGUGGGUGCCCACUCAUAAUAUUCUAACUGACUUUAAAUUGCUCAAUUUAUCAGUAUCCUUAUGGAUAAAGCACUCACCUCAACUACCACCUUCUUCUCUAAAGGCAGUGAACCCAUCUCAUCCUAUGACCAUUUCUAUUGAACGUUUCCAGAGAGUGUUGGCCAUUACCCUGAGGGAAAGGAUAUGGGAGAGCAACUUUUCCCCAUUGAACAGGGUAACCGGAGCACCACUGAAUACACUGUAGAGUUCCAGACAUUGGUGGCUGGCAGUAGCAGUGACUGGAAUGAGCCAGCAACAAAGGCAGCUUAUGGCCAAGAUUUGUAACAGGAUAUCUUAACUGAGCUUGCCUGUCAUAAUGAUAAAGCCACCUUAGACAGUUAAAUAGACAUUUAACUGUCUAUCCAAAUGGGUCAGCUUUUGAAACAGUGAGACAAAGCAAUCACAGAGGAUUAAACCCUUCUCAACCAAGUGUGAUGGCACCCAUGUAGAUUGGACAAAAAAAGUUCAGCGCUAUGGAACACCAAAGACGACAAUGUGAAGUACUGUGCUUUUACUGUGGCAGCUCCAAACAUUGCAUCGUCCGAAUGCCCUCAUCCACAAACCACAUCAACACAUGGUGUGAGCAAGCAAGCCAGCUUCUACCUUUUGCUCAGCUAUGGUAAGUAAAGUAAUGUCCAGUAUAAUUAAUUUCAUACUCAGUUUUCUCCAUGCAAGUUCAGAUUAGUCAGGAUUAGAAUGUUAAUUGACUCCAGAGUCAAGGGCAAAGUCAUUGACCAAGCCCUGGUGGAGAGAUUCCAUCUGUACACUCAACCUCUUCAGUCCCCUCUCCAAAUUCAAGCCCUCAAUAGAGCACCUAUUAGAGGAGGCUCCAUCACUCACCAUAAUGCACUAGUUAAGAGCCCUAGACCAAGAUCUUUCUCUUCGUCACUGUGACAAAAAUUCCCCAUCAUUCUAGGAUUUACAUGGAUGCACUCUUAUAAUCCACAUAGCUCCUGGGCUGAAAAAUAAAUUAUCCACUGGUCUCCUCAGUGUCACACUUCAUGCCUCCAAAACAACCAGCCCCCACACGGAUUAUUCUUUGUGGGGAAGAAGGGGGAGGACUCAAGCCAUGCAUUGACUACAGGGGACUGAACCAGAUCAAAAUAAUAUAUUAUUACCCCCUGCUGCUUGUUCCAUCUGCCUUAAAACAACUUGGAGAUGCCCAUAUAUUUACAAACUGGACCUGUGAAGUGGAUACAACCUGAUUCACAUCAGAGAAGGUGACAAAUGAAAGACAGCAUUUAGCAGCACUAUCUCUGUCCACUGUGAAUAUUGCAUAAUACCAUAUGGUCUCUCCUGCGCGCCUGCAGUGUUCUAAUAUCUGAUUAACAAUGUUCCCUAUGACAUACUGGAAAAGAUUUCAAUCACAUAUAUAGAUGAUAUCUUGAUCUAUUCGCAAUCACUAGAAACUCACAUGAACCACAUCAAGCAGGCACUGAGAAGGCUGCUACAAAACCAGUUGUGUGUUAAGGGGAAAAAAUGUGGGGUUCACCUUUCUUUACCAUCAAGGGGGUCUCAUGGAGGUCUGGGUAAAUGCUGUCUGAGAAUGGCCCACACCCAUAACUUUUAAGAAACAUCAACUAUUCGUCAGCUUUGCAAAAUUCUACAGGCAAUUUAUUCAUACAACCCCAAUUCCGAAAAAGUUGAGACAGUAUGGAAAAUGUAAAAAAACCCAAAAAGAGUCAUUUGAAAACAAGUUAUUAACACAUUCUUUGAUGUUGUACUUUGUGAAUUUAAUUUAUUUUUGGAAAUAUGCACUUAUUUCAAAUCUGAUGACUCCAACACACUCCAAAAAAGCUGGGACAGUUGACAGAGAGAGAUGGUUUGUAUGUUUCAUCAAACCUUAUCUUGACAAGCCUAGGUCAAAGGUCACCACCAGUAAUCUUUACCUUGUCAGGUCUAGGUCAAAGGUCAUCACCAAUCAUCCUUAUCUUGACAGGUGUAGGUUAAUGAUUAUUAAUGUUAGGUUAGUUGUAAUCUGUUGUGUUCCCACUGAUUAAAUAAUGUCAUAGGUAAAUAAUUAAUGUCAAUUAAUAAUGAUUUUCCAUACAAUUUUUCCACUCAAAAAUUUGACACACACACACUCAGAAGAUACUCCCUGAACAAUCAGAAUAAAGAAAUCUAAAGUGCUCCACCCCAGUAGUAUGUACACCAUAAGUUUUUAGAAGAAGACGACCACAUCCACCCUCUUCAUUUUAAAUACUCUGUAUGUGUAAUAACGUGUAUGAGCAUUCAACUAUUGCUGUUUGUCCUAAUACACCUAAAGGUUCAGUCUACUUUGGGAAGAUUAGAAAAAUUUUUAGAGAUUCAAUAUUGGGUAAUGUCAAACGGUUGUACAGCCGGAUUUUUUUUUUUCGAUGCAGAAAAAGAAGACAUUGUGCUUUUCAAGUUCUCGGUACCAGGUAACUUUUGAUGUGUGUGACUGAAAAAAGUUCAGAAAAUGGUGUAAGGAUUUUGACUACACUGGUAGAAUGGAUUUCUUUUCACCAGAGCCAUACAGGCGUAAAUGGCGUAGUACGUCUCCGCAAUGCAAAUAUUACAUCAGAGAGCAACAAGUUUCUCCAAGAAUCACGUUUCACUGCACUGUUUCGCUGUUAUAACCAGUGACUAUGCAUAAAUCUGAUGAAAUAAAGUCACCGAGAAUAUUAUAUGUAGAAUAAUGAUUAAUGUUGAUAGUGUCGUGGAAAUUAGACAACACUCACAGACUCGUCCUCUGAUGGUAAAAAGGUUUAUUACAGAAAGAUGGUUAAUACAGGAUAGAAUAAAGCAGGAUAGAAUAAUGAGAGCGCUCUGAAGCCCUUGUACUAACCACUACUAUAUAUAUGAAACGCAGAGCAUGACAUAAUUCUGUGUACCGAUAAGAAGCAGUUUGAGGCAGUUCAAACAGGCUUUGUUUUAGGAUCUUGAAAGAUGUUUAGACGAACCUUGAACAGAAGAACAUGUUUGUGUUCCUGUAAGCAGAUAAACAUUCUGUACUGAUCUCAGUGACAUGACAUGGCCUUCUUAGGCGUUAUCCUCACAUGAGAAUGAAACAGAACAAGAACAAACUUAUUACAAAAUAAAAAUGAGUAAUUUCCCUCACAAUAGUCACUGGUGACUGCGCAUAAUUCUGUUUAAAUAAUAAGUUCAUAGCUAAAUGAUUAUUGUUUAUAGUACACGUAUACUUUAAAACUGAAUCUGGUGUGUAGACAUAACGGUGAUAAAUAAUUAGGUCAUAAGCUAAUGAUUAUCGGUAGUCCUUCACAUAGAUCAAUACAUUCAGGUGCAUUUCUAUAAUUGCAUACAUGCAUAUGCCCUGUCUAUAAAAGGCUAACACUCCUGAGAGUUAUCACAUCUUUGGAAAUACAGCAAAGGAUUGAAAGAACUUCCAGUCUUUCCUUUCAGAGACUUGGACUUUUCAGUAGGUAAGAAGAUGUAUUUUAAAUUUAAAUCAUUAAUUAUAAAUUGAAAUAGAAUGCUUAAGUAAUUUUCCAAUUUGAUAUUAGCCUAUACAAUAAUUAGCGUAUGAAAUAUUCAGAACAUUUCUGAUUACAACAGAGAUGAUCCUUCUACUUAUCCGAUCAUUUAUGUCAUCUGGUAUGGGACUAUACCUAAAGUUUAAUCUUCAAUACAAUUAUAUUACAGAUCAAGUCCGAACUAAGUUCAUCUGAUUCUAGUGUCUAGGAUAAGACAACAGCAUUGUGAUUAUUUCUGACGACAAGUUUCCUGAGACAUCCACACAAGACAUUGAGGACACCAUGACUACCAGUGGUGGUGAUGAUGAUUCAAGCGCAUCAGAUACGAGUGAUUUCGAAAAUGGUGGUAAUACAGAAGAACAAGCGGAAUUCAACUCGGAAGCCGGCAUUCAACUUGAUCACGAAUUAGAAGAGAUCACCAAAACGUUGAAAGAAUUCUUCCAAGUAAAGACUGCUUUAUUGGAAAGCGUUGGACAUCUUGAUAAUGCAAUUGAAUAUGGUCCAGGACACAUGUGAUCAGAUUGCUAUAAAGCAGUGUCGUCAAGAACUGAGUGCUAAGAAUAAGGAAAGAUGGUGUUUGGAGAUCCAAAUUAUGAAGAGGUUGAAUCAUGUAAAUGUGGUCGCAGCAAGAGAGGUGCCUGAGGAGUUGCAGAAAUUAGCCACUAAUGACCUGCCUCUGCUGGCCAUGGAGUACUGCCAAGGAGGAGACCUUCGCAAGUAUCUCAACCUACUGGAGAACUGCUGUGGGAUGAGAGAAGGCUCCGUUAUGAUCCUGCUGCGAGAUAUAUCCUCUGCCCUCACAUACCUUCAUACAAAGAGGAUAAUUCACAGAGAUCUCAAACCAGAGAACAUUGUGCUCCAACAGGGAGAGAAAAGGUUAAUUCAUAAGAUCAUUGACUUGGGCUAUGCUAAGGAGCUAGACCAGAGCAGUCUGUGCACAUCAUUUGUAGGGACUCUGCAGUAUCUGGCACCCGAGUUGCUGGAACAACAGAAGUACACAGUGACAGUGGAUUACUGGAGUUUUGGGACUUUGGUGUUCGAGUGUAUCACUGGUUUCAGACCCUUUCUGCCAACCUGGCAGCCUGUACCCUGGCACAAUACGCUGAAGCAGAAGCAUGAGGAUGAUAUUGUGGUCUAUGAGGAUUUGGCAGGCGAGGUGCACUUCUCCAAACACCUGCCACGGCCCCAUAACCUCAACAAUUUGUUAGCUGGCAGGCUGGAGCGUUGGCUGCAGUUAAUGCUGAGGUGGUCUCCUCAAGCCAGAGGAAAAGACACUAAGCAGAUCCCUAAAGAAAGUCCAGAUGGGACAGAGUCUGAGGAGAAGAGCAAGAAAUCUGAGGAAGGCGGCAGAGACCUGCAGAGUGGAUCCACUACCUGCUUUGAGGAAUUAGACCAAAUCCUAGACCUGAAGCUAGUCCAUGUGCUGAAUAUGACCUCAGCAGAGAUUUGUACAUACUCAGUGCAGUGUGGGGAGCCUGUUUCAUCCCUGCAGAAACGAAUUGCACAAGAUACACACAUUCCUCCGGCCAGUCAGGAGCUGCUGUUGGAGGCCGGCCUUGCUCUGGAGCCUCAUAAUGAGAUCAUGCAGUGUGCUGUAGAUUAUACCUUGGUUGAUGGUCGUCGGGUUGAUAUGCCACUUGUCUUUCUGUUCAACCGCUCAUGCUGCAGCUAUGAACCUCAGUUCAGCCCUCGAAUCCUCCCUGAUAACAUUCGAUUCAUUCAGACAGAGCCUAAGCGCAUGUUGCCCUACAGCGCUCAAAGACGCACAUAUGGGCAAGCCUGGCACACCAUAAGAGCACUAAAGGAAGACUGGCUGAAGUUGCAGCAGGGCCAGAAGGCAGCCAUUAUGAGCCUGCUGAGGCAUAAUGGCUUGUUGUCCAAGCAGAAGAAUGAGAUGGUCUCUGUGCACCAGAGACUCAAAGCUACGCUUGAAUUCUUCACUACCAGUCUGCACAUCGACAUGGACAAAUACCAGGAGCAGAGGGCCACUGGCAUUGCUUCAGAGAAGUUACUAAGUGUCUGGAGAGAGAUGGAGCAAACUGCACUCAGCCAUGGUCAGACAGAUGAUGUAACUAUGUUGGAGGAAGAGAUGAUGAAAUUACAGACUGAUAUAGUAGACCUCCAGAGACAUCCUUGGAGGAGUGGAGAAGCCCUGGAGUCUCUUGAGGGGAAGGCAAUGGACUUAUUCCGCAAGCUCAGAGAGAAACCCAGGGAUCAGAGGGGUAUAGGUGAUUGUCAGGAAGUGGUGAAGCUGGUGGUCCAGGCAAUUCAGUUCUAUGAGAAAAAACUUAGAGAGUUUUACUCACACCUCAGCAAGACAGUGGUGUGCCGACAGAGGGUGAUGGAGUUGCUGCCUCGGGUGGAGGGCAUGGUGAGCAGCAUGGCUCAGUGUGAGCAGGAAUUGCGUCGAAUGCAAGAAAAAAGACAGAAGGAGUUGUGGAACCUGCUUAAAGUGGCCUGUAGCAAGGUUCGGAGUCCUGUAAGUGGGAGUCCUGAUGGAGGGCGAACCCCACCUAACUCUGGUCCUCCAUUGCUACAGCACAGACCUCCUCAUCCUGACAGCCUUCUUAUUCUCCACCAACCGGAAGAAUCCAUGAUGGUCAUUGAAGAAAGCAAGACAUUUGAGAGUAGAUUGCAUAGUUUGGUGCAGGAGACAAUUAAGGAGACAGAAAUCAACAUGCAGGUGCUGCAGGAAUGGACAUGGUUGAACAGAAGCCAGGAUCUCUUUUGAUAUUUUUCAUUAACUUUAGUCCCAGUGAGAAGUAUAAAAUUUUACUCAAUGCAGGGAACAGAAGAUUUUGGGACUACACUUUAUAUUACACAUGAUUAUUAUGUAAAAAGCACAAAAUAAUGAAGGUGCAUAAACAUCAGUUAUGGGAAUCAUAAUUUUAUCUGCCCAUAAUUUAAAAAAAAAUACUUAAUAUUUUAAACUGUCAAAUUCAAGAUUGUGGCCAUGGUUAUAUAUAUGGUCAUCAUUUUCCAUGAUGGCGACAAGACCAGAGAUUUGAAUCAACACACCUUUUUAAAUGGAAUUUAAUGGAAUUUUAUUUCUUUGUCUAGUCAUUCACCACAGCACAGUCAGAGUAAAACAGGUGUAAGAAAAGUUAAAGACAGCAAAUUAAUCCUUUGUCUGAAGUGCCUACAAAAAAUACAGGUAUUACUUCUGUAUUAAAAUAAAUAACUUUAUUUACUUCUUUUAACUAUCUAUCUGAUUGUAUGGCAGUUAAAAUGUGAAAAAAUCUAAGUCAUUUAUAUAAAUGUGAGUGAAAAAG
Messenger RNA from Ictalurus furcatus (blue catfish), 10382 nucleotides. It is a transcript of the gene ikbkb, whose product is annotated as inhibitor of nuclear factor kappa B kinase subunit beta. Gene Ontology annotation, molecular function: ATP binding; IkappaB kinase activity. The coding region runs from base 7595 to 9841 and encodes 748 amino acids. The transcript has 24 exons. Gene Ontology annotation, cellular component: cytoplasm; IkappaB kinase complex. The record is from RefSeq and is a predicted model, not a curated record. Gene Ontology annotation, biological process: peptidyl-serine phosphorylation; tumor necrosis factor-mediated signaling pathway; positive regulation of transcription by RNA polymerase II. Lineage: Eukaryota; Metazoa; Chordata; Actinopteri; Siluriformes; Ictaluridae.